This is a messenger RNA of Echinops telfairi (small Madagascar hedgehog), 3080 nucleotides long. RefSeq names its product RNA binding motif protein 5 (gene RBM5). Gene Ontology annotation, biological process: mRNA splicing, via spliceosome. Gene Ontology annotation, cellular component: nucleus. The transcript has 23 exons. The record is from RefSeq and is a predicted model, not a curated record. Lineage: Eukaryota; Metazoa; Chordata; Mammalia; Afrosoricida; Tenrecidae. Gene Ontology annotation, molecular function: RNA binding.
AUUGAAUGAUUUCUCACGUUUGCAGCAACCAGUCUUCCUCAAAACAAACCACACACACAACUUGAGCCUUUUGGAGCAGUGAGAUAGAUCUUCGGGACAAUGGGUUCAGACAAACGAGUAAGCAGAACCGAGCGGAGCGGGAGGUACGGCUCCAUCAUCGACAGAGACGAGCGCGAUGAGCGGGAAUCCAGAAGCCGGCGGAGGGACUCGGACUACAAAAGGUCCAGUGACGACCGAAGAGGUGAUAGGUACGACGACUACCGAGACUAUGACAGUCCAGAGGUGAGUGCCGAGUCGGCCCCUGCCAUCGUUGGGGUCAUGAGCUGCAUGCGCAAGACUUGCCGGCCUUCUCGAAAUAAAUGUAGCAAACAUGGAGCUCGAUUGCCCUUCUGCAGACAGCUCCUAGGACACCUGCAUCCACUGGGGCAUCUGGCGCCACCAGACAUGGUCGCAGGGGGAGCGUGGAAACUGGCGCUCCGCAGAGGGGUCAGGUUGGCCUGGGCUCGUUGGACCAUGGCCAAGCCGGCUUCUGUCAACGGCAGGAGCGCAGUCGCCAGUCUGGAGUCCCGGUCCUGCUUCAUGUCCUCGGGCCUGGGCCAGCAGGUUGUUCCCCAGGUCCUCUCCAUCUCUCCGCUUUACCUCCUACAUGAUGGCGCGCCCCACUCCCCUGUGGUCCUGGCAAACCUCCUCAUCAGAGCCCCUGCCUUCCCCGAGGGCACCUUCCCGUGGGACUUCUCCCCCAAGCGCCAAACGCUCUUCUCCAGCUCCACGUCCUCCUGGGACAUGGUGGCGGCGGCGGCGGCGGCUGCGCAGCACUCCAAGAGGGUCUCCGCUGCACGCCCACCCCGCCGGCCGCUACCUCGCCGCACCCGUCGCUUGUUUUACCCGCAAACAUAUUCUACCCCCGUGCAGAUUCGAGAACUGAUGAAAUCCUUUGAGGGUCCUCAGCCUGCGGACGUGCGGCUGAUGAAGAGGAAGACAGGUGUAAGCCGUGGUUUCGCCUUCGUGGAGUUUUAUCACUUGCAAGAUGCUACCAGCUGGAUGGAAGCCAAUCAGAAAAAGUUGGUGAUCCAGGGGAAGCACAUUGCGAUGCACUACAGCAACCCCAGACCCAAGUUUGAGGACUGGCUGUGCAACAAGUGUUGCCUUAACAAUUUCAGGAAGAGACUCAAAUGCUUCCGGUGUGGGGCCGACAAGUUUGAUUCUGAACAGGAAGUGCCCUCCGGAGCCACGGAGUCGGUCCAGUCUGUGGAUUACUAUUGCGACACGAUCAUUCUUCGGAAUAUAGCUCCACACACCGUGGUGGAUUCCAUCAUGACGGCGCUGGCCCCCUACGCGUCCUUAGCUGUCAGUAACAUUCGCCUCAUCAAGGACAAGCAGACCCAGCAGAACAGAGGCUUCGCGUUCGUGCAGCUGUCCUCGGCAAUGGAUGCUUCCCAGUUGCUGCAGAUAUUACAGAGUCUUCAUCCUCCUUUGAAAAUUGAUGGCAAAACGAUUGGGGUUGAUUUUGCCAAAAGUGCCCGAAAGUAAGGCACGUGCUUUCAGUAUUCACAGGACUACCAGCAGUUUUAUCAGCAACAAGCUGGAGGGCUGGAGUCUGACGCCUCGUCCACAUCAGGCACAGCAGUGACAACGACCUCUGCAGCUGUUGUGUCCCAGAGUCCCCAGCUGUAUAAUCAAACCUCCAAUCCACCCAGCUCUCCGACUGAGGAGGCACAGCCUAGCACUAGCACAAGUACACAGGCACCAGCCGCUCCCCCCACUGGUGUCAUUCCUGGUACCAAAUAUGCAGUGCCUGACACGUCCACUUACCAGUAUGAUGAGUCUUCCGGCUAUUACUAUGACCCCACAACAGGACUCUACUAUGACCCUAACUCACAGUACUACUACAACGCAUUAACGCAGCAGUACCUCUACUGGGACGGCGAGAAGGAGACCUACAUGCCAGCUGCCGAGUCCAGCGCCCACCAGCAGACAGGCCUGCCGCCUGCAAAAGAGGGGAAGGAGAAGAAGGAGAAACCCAAGAGCAAAACAGCCCAGCAGAUCGCUAAAGACAUGGAACGCUGGGCUAAGAGUUUAAACAAGCAGAAAGAAAACUUUAAAAAUAGUUUUCAACCCGUCAACUCCUUGAGGGAAGAGGAGAGGAGAGAAUCGGCUGCAGCAGACGCUGGCUUCGCGCUCUUUGAGAAGAAGGGAGCCUUAGCAGAAAGGCAGCAGCUCAUUCCCGAACUGGUGCGCAAUGGAGAGGAGGAGAACCCCCUCAAAAGGGGCCUGGUUGCAGCAUACAGUGGUGACAGUGACAACGAGGAGGAGCUGGUGGAGAGGCUUGAAAGUGAGGAGGAGAAGCUGGCCGACUGGAAGAAGAUGGCCUGCCUCCUGUGCCGACGCCAGUUCCCCAACCGGGACGCCCUGCUCAGGCACCAGCAGCUCUCGGGCCUGCACAAGCAAAACAUGGACAUGUACAGGAGGGCCCGGCUGAGUGAGCAGGAGCUGGAGGCCUUGGAGCUGAGGGAGAGAGAGAUGAAGUACAGAGACCGAGCUGCCGAGAGACGGGAGAAGUACGGCAUUCCAGAACCCCCCGAGCCGAAGCGCAAGAAGCAGUCGGAUGCUGGCUCCGUGAACUACGAGCAGCCCACCAAAGACGGCAUUGACCACAGUAACAUUGGCAACAAGAUGCUGCAGGCCAUGGGCUGGCGGGAAGGCUCGGGGCUGGGGAGGAAGUGUCAGGGGAUCACCGCUCCCAUCGAGGCUCAAGUGCGGCUGAAAGGAGCUGGCCUCGGAGCCAAAGGCAGCGCAUAUGGCUUGUCAGGGGCCGACUCGUACAAGGACGCCGUCCGGAAAGCCAUGUUUGCCCGCUUCACUGAGAUGGAGUGAGUCCCGCCGGCCCGGCACCCGCCAUGCAGGCCUUGAUCCUCAAUGCUGGCUCCGUGCGGGCACCUGUGCUCCUAACACUUCUUAGGCUGAACCACUUUAUCCCGUGGGGUUCUCCCCUCUCCCCUUAAAGGAGCCCCCAAAUAUGGGCUGUCUGGUGCGUGGCCUUCUUUCCUGCCAGAGACUGGGGAGCUGGACGCCGGGGUGGG